AUGCACAUCAGUUCCAGAUGGUGUGGUGUUGGAUUGAGAACGCAUAAUCUUUCGGGUCGCGAUCAAGACCAGGUGACACGGGUGCCCCUUGACAACACACUCUCACAAAAUCUAAAUACUACUCCCUCCCUUUUUGCUGGACAAUCGAAGGCUUACCUGAUGCAUAAGGUCUGGAUGGACCGUCAACGUGAAAAAGCCAUGGGACUACACAAAUUGGUGACUGCGACCCUCGGGGUGUCAUUGAGAAAAGUUGAGACGAUUAAACUCUGGCCAGAGCAGACAAUAAAUUAG
Protopolystoma xenopodis is the source of this 291-nucleotide messenger RNA. Lineage: Eukaryota; Metazoa; Platyhelminthes; Monogenea; Polystomatidea; Polystomatidae. The record is from the annotation of a GenBank genome assembly.